UUCAGCAUAUGACCAUUUACAUUUCACUGGACUGUUAGCUAGUUACUUUUCAAACCCUGUUUAUUUUUUACUUCUUUUUGGUUUCUGUGUCAUUACUGAAGUCCUCAAGACUUACAUUUUCAGCAUGAAGGGUAACUGCCAAAAGAAUCUCAGCUCUUUAUUAGGUCUCCUGUUCAUAACAUGCAUUUCUUGUGCAGUAGCUUCUUCAUCUAUCACAUCUACUGCGAAUGAUCAGUGUAAAGCAUUUAAUGAUAAUACCAACCUCUGCCAAUAUAUUUCAAAAUGCUGCAUUAUUGGAAUGGAUGAAAAUGGUUGGAUAGCAGCUGCUGUUGGCUGGGGCCUUUGGUUCCUGACUAUGAUUAUACUCUGCAUUAUCAAAGUUUCCAGUCUUACCCCUGAAGGAUAUGGCAAACAAGUUGAUGCUUGAUCAACGGACUUGAAGCACUACAGUGUCAACUUAAGAGAAGGAGAACUGCCUUGGUCAUUGCAGUCUGGCAGGCUAAACUUGUCUGCAAGCUGCUCUCCUUAAUUAAGUCCUAUAAAACAGUCACAGAUUCUCACCUGGGUUAUCUUUUAUAGCCCUUCUAAAAAAGUGGGUGAACAAUGCUGAAUUAAUAGUAAUAGUAACCAUUUGCCUGGUAUCAGACUAUGAACAUAUAAACCUAAGAGCAAACCUGGAGUCAGAAAGUAUAUUAUUUGUUGUAAAAUUAGUGUCUGCCACCUAUCCACUGCACUUUGAAUGUAUGAGUCACUAAUGUUGAUAUUUUUCAGUCUUCCUUCCUUUCACUCUGUAAUUCCAUGAUAUAAUAUUUCACUCUUCAGAUGACUGCACAAAACAUAUUGCAUUAAAUUUCCAAGAUGUGAAGCAAAAGGCCAGAGGGAGUAACUCAGCUCAUAAGAUGAAGUCAUUGGCUGUGUAUUUCCAUUUGGAAUUAUUUUUGCACAAAUAAUUAAUCAAGGUGUUUUACAUAACAUGUUAGGAUUAUUCCUACAUUCUGCUUUUAUUGUCAGUCUACGUGUAGUCUUCAUAUCUGGACAAAUGCCUCUCCAGUCAUUUGAAAUGUACUGCUUCAAAUAGUUUUUCAUUAUAUCUGUUAUCUUCAUACUGCUCUUCAAUUGGUGUGUAUCGUAUUUUAUUUUUCAUAUGAAGUCACUGCAAUAAAACAGGCUGAUUAUCUUA
Molecule: messenger RNA, 1180 nt
Organism: Protopterus annectens (West African lungfish)
Lineage: Eukaryota; Metazoa; Chordata; Ceratodontiformes; Protopteridae
Gene: TMEM213
Product: transmembrane protein 213
Exons: 3
Coding region: 125-427 (100 amino acids)
Source: RefSeq, a predicted model, not a curated record